Messenger RNA from Lymnaea stagnalis (great pond snail), 16382 nucleotides. The record is from the annotation of a GenBank genome assembly. Lineage: Eukaryota; Metazoa; Mollusca; Gastropoda; Lymnaeidae.
UGGCGUGUUAAACAUAGUAAUGGCUACUAAUGACUGCCUCUACCAGAGUGUUUUUCAAUUGCUAACUUACUUUACCAGAUAAGGUUAUAGAUAGUAUUCGUAUACUGUUAUUUAAUAUUAUUUAUUGAAAUUCUAAAGUAAAAUCAACAUACGUGGUACGCUUGGGUAAGCGUCUAUUCCGCGAUUAGCCAUUUAUUUAUCUUAAUCAGUGAAUCAGCAGGGAGAUCAUUCAUUUUCAGCAUCAUAUAUUUCACAUUCAAUUCCAUUGAGUCUUUUUUUUUUUCUUAAAUAUUUAUGUUUGGUCCCAGGUUGAUGAGCUAUGAUUCGUGAACCCCGGUUUAAGUUAACCGGCUAUUGUUGAGAAUCAUACACAUGACGUCAUUUGCGUGCUUAUUAUAGUUAUAGUUGCAGUGAAUUAGGCUUAGGGUUUAGGCUUAGGUAGGUACUUGAUUACAAAAUUUUAAAAAAAUUGAAAUAAUUUUUUAAAGAACACGUUAGUUAGAGCAAAUUUCAAAUAAAAAAAUGAAACCAGAAUCAACUUUUUAGCUUAAAGUACUUUUUGAGCUAUGAAUUUUUAAAGUGUCAGUUCGUUUUGUAUUUUUUACUAUGGACGAAACCUCCACAUCUUGUGACCUCAUUCCGCUGAUCGCGUCAUGCGCAAUGACUAUAUACUUUAUAUAAGGCAACGCAUUGCCUUAGCCUUAUCACUAAAAUACUGUUUAGGGUCGACUUAGUUUAAACUUUCAACUUUGGCACAUGAAUAAUUAAUUAAAGCCUUUCCCUGACCAAUAUGGUAUAGUAGUUUUUGCACAUGGCAAACUCUUAUGAAUGAAACUCUGAGAUAGUACUACGAUACAGCCAUUAUGCAAGUGGCUGUGAAUGGUUGCCAAUGACAACAUGUUGCACACGGUAAAUUCUGAUCAUUUAUAAUAUGGACUCUACCGGGUUGUUAAAGCUCGAAUUAAAACAUUCCAGUUUAAAUGUCUUCAAAAUGCAUUCUGAAACACAAGUUAUCAAAUAUUUUGAUGUAAAUAGUGUUAAUAAAUUAAUAUUUCCUAAGUAUCAGCAACUUCCGCCAUUAAAUAGGGGGCGUGGCGAAAUUAGGUUGAGCGAACUGCAUGACCUGCUGCGAACGCAUAGAAACAUGGCGUCUAUCGUAAGACACAUAUUCCUGUGAAAAUUGGCAUACAUGUAGAUCAAUACAUUCCCCAGAUGAAAUAAAAAUUUGGUAGUGACAAAUCUUUUACUUCGACUUAAUUUUAAUGAUGAAAGUUGCCUUACAUUUACCAAGGAUUUUCUCAAAGCUGACUGAUAAAUAAAAUAGAAAUUGAUUAAAAUGUAGGCCAAGAUGUCUACCUAAUUAUAAGGCCAAAAACGGAACUCAAAUAUAUAUCGAAAGUACUAAUUUAAUAAUAAAUAGACAAUCACUUUGGAAAAUUAAAAACUCAGAUUUUUCGGCGCCGAUUUCUAUUUUCGAUACACAAAAAGUAGUAGUCUCCCUUGUUUCAUCGAAGUAUCUAGCUUAGGUUAGGCAUAGGGUUCGAUUUAGGGUUCAGGUUAGGCAUAGGGAUUGAUUUAGGGUUCAGGUUAGUGUUAGGCAUAGGGAUCGAUUUAGUUUAGGUUUAGUGACAGAAUUAACUUUUUUUGUCAACCAAGAUGGCGGAAACCCCGGGUAGCUUUCUCAACAUUUACCCGUUGUAGCCUCUCUUAGCAAACACAGAAGUUAAUUUUUUAUUUUUAUAAUUAUUUGGUAAAUGCAAAGAGAUGGCGCCAUGAUGUAACCAGGGCCAACGCUAGGAGGGUGCGGGGCCUUGGGCAAAUUGAAUUUUGCGGGGCCUUUGACGUUGUAUAUUCACCCAAUAGGAUAUUAACCCUCUGGAGACGUAAGGGCCGAUCUAUCGGCCCGAGGUACACUAGCGAGAAAGACGUCAAGUCCGAGCCGUUGGCCUGAUAGAUCGAGCCUCACGAUUGGCUGGCUUGGCGUUGUACCAGCGAAUCAAAAUUAUUCAUACGUAUUCCUGCACAUCCCGGCAUUGUAAUGGCGGCGUUCGUUGAAGGUGAACUCAAUUAAUUUGUUUGCAGGAAUUUUUUUGUGUGUGUGUAGUUACAUCGUGAAUUUCGAACAUGUCUGACAGUGACUCUGAUCAAACUGUGCUUAGUAAUUUUGAUAUUCUAGCAGUGAAUUUGACACUGAAACUGCUGAAAACAACCAGGGAAUUAAUGAAGACUUUCAAAUUGAGGGUAAUGCUAAUGUUGUGAACUCUUGGUUUAGUAUUACUAGUAUUAGGGGUCCUCAAAUGGACAGAGAUGACCCCUCUGAAUUUUUAGACAACAUAAGUCCUAUAAAUAAGUCAUAAGCACCCCAUUUGAGUAUUUUAUUCUAUUUUUUACACUAAAUAUCACUCAAUUGUUAAUGAGAGAGACCAAUUGAUAUGCAGACACAUUUGUCAGUAACAUUCAGCUUAAGAGAAGGUCCCUAGGUUAUAAAUGGGGGUUCUAGCAGUGAAUUUGACACUGAAACUGCUGAAAACAACCAGGGAAUUAAUGAAGACUUUCAAAUUGAGGGUAAUGCUAAUGUUGUGAACUCUUGGUUUAGUAUUACUAGUAUUAGGGGUCCUCAAAUGGACAGAGAUGACCCCUCUGAAUUUUUAGACAACAUAAGUCCUAUAAAUAAGUCAUAAGCACCCCAUUUGAGUAUUUUAUUCUAUUUUUUACACUAAAUAUCACUCAAUUGUUAAUGAGAGAGACCAAUUGAUAUGCAGACACAUUUGUCAGUAACAUUCAGCUUAAGAGAAGGUCCCUAGGUUAUAAAUGGGGGCCUGUUACAGUGUGUCUGUAACAACUGAAAAAUAGGGGGUGGGGGUGGGAAAGGAGUAGAACCAUGUGCCAGAGGUGUCUGAAGGGCCUUCAUGGGCCCUUUUCCCCCAAAAAAUAAGUAUUAGGACUUAUUCAGGCUUCAUCCAUCAAAAAAUUCACACAAUUGAUACUAGUAAGUCAUGUUUGUUCUAGGUGUAACAAAAAAUUACACGCAUAAAUUAUGCAAAUAAGGGUACCUCAUUUGCAUAAAUUUUGAUAUGUCAGAUUGAUUCAUAAAGAUUGUAUUAGUUCAUUCAAUUUCCUACAAGAAUAUAUAUAGUUUUACAUAUAUUAAGGAAAUAGUUUAUUUUUUAUAAAUUUUUUUGCAAUGCGAGUCUCGAGCUCGUAAAAAUUGCUCCGUCUUUUUGACACAUACACCCCGAAAAGGCUCCGUCUCCAGAGGGUUAAGACAUCUUAUAGUCCCUGAAAAUCCCCUUUCGAUCUUCCCGAGAUUCAUCUCGAAGGGAUAGUAUUGGAGCUAGACUGACCUUCAGACCAUUUUACUAUCUUAUAACUCCGAAUAUUGUGUUGACUGGCCCAUUUCGCCGACCCUGACGUAACACACAGCCGCCAUCUUAGUUGCCACGACCCGUGAACUUUUAUGGGUUCACAGGUUGUUGCAUCCAUGAUGGCGGCCGUGUAGAAAUAAAAUAACUCACUUUUGCUAGAAAUAGGAAUAAAACAAUAAAAUUUAAUGCAAAAAUUCCACCGGUACAUAAUUUUCCUGGUAAGCGUAGCUACUUUAUUGUAUCUAUCUAGAUAUUUGGCAAGAAGCCUCAAUGACCUGCGGUCGCUCCUUUUCUUCACAUAAUUCAGUUGGUACACACCCAAAAUAUUUCACUGUCACUAAACCUAACCUGAACCCUAAAUCAAGCCCUAACACUAGCCCUAAGCCUAAAGCGCAAGUGAAAAACGUGUGCGGCUGCAGUUACACACUGUGGCUAGAAGAAAACUAUAAAAAUGAAGGUAAACAAUAAAAAAAAUAAUUUAUAAAUAAAUAAAUAAUGAAAAUCCAACUUACAGUUUCAUAGAAUACACUUUUACACACUUUAUUUCAGGUUCCACCGAAAAGAAUAUCCAGAAAAUGAAUAAAAUAUAAUGCCGUUUAAGGCGUUUAUGCCGAAUCCAUUUUCAAAUAUGGCGGAAAAAUUAAAAUCAAAUUUUUAAAUUAUAAUUAAUUAACCAAUAAAAAUUUAAUUAAAACAUGCCAUCAUCAUGGCAAAUUUAACUCUAUUAACAAAAAAUAAGGGGAGUGAAUCCAAAACAGAAACUAAAAAAAAAAUAUGUAAAUGACAUCAUGGCGACAUCUCUUUUCAUUAGCCAAUUAUUUAUUUUUUAAAGAUAGCUAUAAUCUGGGCACAUCAGUAUCGCCUGGAAACGCCCAAAAAUGGGUAUCCUAAUUCCAUAUUCAAAAAAAUGGCAACCUCCACUUUUUAAAUUACUGAGGAUAUUGUUUCGCCUUUUAUAGUCGAUUUUUAGCAGAUGAUAGACCUAGCCCUAAGGCCAAGAAUUUAGAGCUGAUUUCUGAUAAAAAAUACAUUUUUGUGAUGAGCAUGAUACUGAUGAAUCUCCUAUAUUUUCCUACUUAUUUUAUCAGGGGAACAGUCAAUUUAAAUGACAUACUAGGGUUUAAUUCUAAAUUGUUUCAUUUUUUUAGACUCUUAACUAUAGGUUAAAGAUAGGCAUAUAGGCAAUAUAGUAUGGUGGAUUAGAAGUGAAACGUCUAAUUAAUUACACUUAAAAUUUUACAGGGUUUGCAAAUACUUCUACUAUAACAUUAACAUUAUUAAAUUCUUCAGGUAUAUAGUUGUAAAACAUCAUGCCUCGAGCCUGCUCUCAGUGUGGCUGCACAGAUAUUGACACUGAUCCAGCCCGAGGUGAUGCAGUAUGUACUAACUGUGGUACUGUUUUAGAAGACCAGAUUAUUGUUUCAGAGGUUCAAUAUCAAGAAAAUUCAGCUGGUGGAGCUUCUGUUAUUGGACAGUUUGUUUCAAAUGAUGGUACGUUGAUAUAAUUUAUAUAUUCGAAGCUGCAUGAUUUUUGCUGGCAUAUACUUCAUCUUUUUUUCUUCUUUAUUUCUUCUUUUUGUGUGGGUGAAGGUAAGCAUCAUAUAUUUAGAAUAAGAUAUAGUCAAAACAGUAGCACUUUGUAGGAUCAUAUCAUUAAGUUAGUUUUUAAAGGGAAAAAUGGAAUGUUAACUUACACUGUAUGAAAUAAAUAUUUAGAAUCUUCUUAAGAAUUUCACUUCCAGCAUAGGUCAUUGUCUCUUAACUUUAAAAAAAUCAUUGCACAUAAGAAGUUGACAUAGUUUUUUAAAAGUAAAAAUUUCUAUUUCCAUUUUGUUUUUUACUUUGGUGUAGGGUUAUGUUGAAUCUAAUAUAGUUCGACAAAACACAUUAUUUAUGCCUAAGAGACUGUAUCAUAGAAAAUUGCCAUGAAUGUGAUUUAAACCAUGAACAUGACUUUUUUGCUGAUAUUGUCUCAGGGUCAAGAGCACAAUCUUUCCGUGGAGCUUAUGGACAUGGAUUUAGUUCUGAAGAUUCAAGAAAUUUGACUUUAGAAAAUGGUAAGUCAGGUAUCUAUAGCUUUAGCUGAUAGGUUUUUAAAAACUUGGCAAAAACUUUUAUGAUGUAUCCAUAUAAGUUGUUUAUGGAAUAUAUGCUAAAGUCCUAUGUUCUGUAAAAUGCUCACUAAAAGCAAUCUGAAUUAUAUGCCUUGACUUUUGUUUGUGAUGAGCUGUCAUUAGUUGUUUGCCAUUACUGGUAUCAAAUAUCUUUUAAAAUUCUAAUGCUUGCAUCUGCCUACCUGAUAAGACUUAUUUGCUUUUAAUAUUAAUAUGUACACUGAAAUAUUCUUUUAGGUUAUAAACGAUUAAAAGAAAUGGGAGGUCAGCUUCGUAUGCACCACAGCAGUAUUGAAACAGCAUUUGGGUUUUUUAAACUUGCAGUAGCCCAUAGAUUCACCAGCGGAAGGAAAAUGGAAUAUGUUUUAGCUUCAUGUCUGUAUCUUGUUUGCCGAGUGGACCCGGGAGGCAGUGAAGAUUUGGAAUAUAUCCUUUAUGCAUAAAAGUGUGUCAUUAUUUUUAACAAUUACAUAUAAGUUUAAUUUCUUCACAAACACAAAGCAAACAGCGAAAAUGAAAUGCAUUUAUCUAAGGAAUUUAUUUUUUUGGAAAGAGAAAUAUUUAUUUACCUUAACUUAAAAUACUGAUGCUUAUUGAUUUUAGUGAUUUAAUCCAGGUGAGCACAAAUUUAUUUUUGUUCAUAUUAUUUUCUUGGAUUAUGCCUAAUAAUGUUGGCUUUAAUUAGUGUAAAUUUUAAUUUUUAUAAAACUAAUGUAAAUAUAAGGAUUUAGAGAUAUAAACUUAUAUUUUAAUCAUUAAACUUAUAGUAAUCAUAAGUUUAAUACAUAUACAUUUUCCUCUCUACUAAUCAGGUUAAUGUUCAUGUUCUUGGUAGGAUAUUUGUGCAGUUGGCAACUGAACUGUGCCAGAAUAUAAGGAUUGUGGGUAUGUACUUUCGUACAGUUAUUAUGAAGCAGACUUAUGAUUUUAAAUAUGUAUUUUACUUUUAUUUUAUUUCAUUAAUUCAUUUCAUUUCACUGUCCCUUGGUGGAUCUUAUUGAAAAUUCUAGUAUGUUAUAAGCUAUUUAACAGAACAAACUAAAUCCCACAAUUCCCUGUGUAUUAAUAAAAUACAUUAUGUUGGUUCAUGCAGAAAUUUGUAAAACACUAAUAGUACGUAAUUUUUUUAUUGUGCGUAUGAAAAGUAUUUGAUUAUUUACAAUAAAAAUAUGCAUUUUAUGCUUUUAGAUCCUAUAAUCUAUAUACGACGGUUUGCAAAUCAGCUUCAGUUUGGAGAUAAAAUCAAUAGGGUGGUGGAGUCUGCAUCUCGUUUGGUAGCUAGGAUGAAAAGAGACUGGAUGCACACUGGUCGCAGACCUGCCGGCCUAUGUGGGGCUGGUAUGUGUAUUAAAAAACUUUUUUUGUUUUUUCAAAAAUAGUUUCAGGAUAUUUAAAUAUAAAAAAAUCUUAUAAUGUUUCUUGUUUACAACGUAUUUUCUACAACUCUUUACGCUCCUAAUUAAAAACUAAAAUGAGCAGUAGUAAAAAUCUUAGUCUACAGAUUUUGUUAAGAGAUGUAGGUUGAAAUUAAAAUGAAAUCUUCAGAAUUUUUUGCAAAAUAUAAUAUCUGGCUUUAAAUUGGGUAAUACAAAUCACACAAUAAGAAAACGUUUUUAGAAAAUACUAUACAAUAUAAUUAGCAUAUUUCUCUCUCUCUGUCCCUGUCCCUACCGUCCACAAACACGCCUUUAAAAAAAAAAAAACAAGGAAACUGUAUAUAUAUAAAUAUAUAUAAUUAUAAUAAAAAGAAAAAAACUUAUAUUUUUUUAAAAUAUGAAUUUGCUUAUGAAUUAUCGAUUUAACUACAUCUUUUAUGUAAAUUCUCUGUAAUAGAUUGAAAAUUAUUAUUUUUAAAACUUUAAUGGCAUUCAUUUUAAAAUGAUAAUUGCCUAUUCACAUUUAAAUACCACAUUGUUUAAUGAGUCUUCAUUUUAAAAGUGAUUAAUAAAUUUGAUAUUGAAUUUUCAUAAAACCCUUAAGCUAUUUCUUAAAUGGUGAUGCUAUUCCAUUGAUUAGAUAAUAUAUUGGAUUUUUAAAGUUAUUUAUUAAUGCAUUAUUAAAGAAUAUAUAGGUUCCUGGACCGCUAUCGCUCACUUGUAACUUAAAAUAUGUCAUGGCUUAAUGCUCUUCUUUUCUUUUGAACAGCUCUUCUCAUAUCCUCUAGAAUGCACAACUUUAAUAGAACUAUAGACCAAAUCAUUAAAGUAGUCAAGGUGUGUGAAAGUACUGUGAGGAAGAGGUAAGAGGGACACAUUUUGCUGAGCUGAAUAAAAUACAAUCAUUUUAUUUCCAAAUUAAAAUUACCAUUUAAUUUAAUUAAUUUUUUUUUAAAACUUUUUUUUUUUAUUUCACCACUGUGCUAACAUAACCAUGAGAAUAAUCAUGCAGCAUUUCAUCAAUUUUUUAUUUUUGCUUAUUGUGUUUCAUAGUUAUGGACUUAUCCAUCAAGCACAUUAAAAGUUAAUACGUUUUAAAAGUUAAGAAAAUGUAAUGUUAUGUAGAAUAGUUUCCUAUUCUGUUCUUCUUAUUGUUUAAUGUUUGAGGCUAUAUAUGCCAUAUAUUUGUGUUAUAAGGCUUCUAGAGUUUGAAAGCACACCAUCUGCACAACUUACUAUAGAAGAAUUUGACAAUGUGGACUUAGAGGAAGAACAGGAUCCACCUUGUUUUACAGAAGGGAAGAAGAAAGCUAAACUUGCUCAGGUAAUUUAUAAUUGUGUUCGUUUUAUACUGAAGUCUGGAAUUCUUGGAGUCAUAGUCUGUGAUAAAGCUUUCAAGUAGAUUAAGGAGACACAAUUAGUGUAAAUAAAACACUAUUGUUAACUGGUGGGUAGGGAGGAGGUGUCUAAAUAAUUUCAAAGGCUAUAAAAAUAACACAGACACAUUUUGUGAUGAUCUACAUAGGAAUGCUUCGUGUUUUCACAAAAAACGUGCUAGAUAUUACAACAGUAAUAUUUAUAGUAGUCCUGAUAGUGACAACUUUAAUCACCAUUCAACUUUUUUUUGCUGCAUGAUGUAAUUUUGUGACUGUUACGCACUGGCUUCUAAUAUGAGAAAUUAAUUUCCUAUUUUAAUUGUCUCGUUGUAAAAAGUGCCUAACAAAGGACAAGACCAUAGAAUCAAUAAUAUUAAAGAUACAACACCCAAAACAGUUUCUAGUUACAAUUAAUAAGAUUUAUUAAGUCUAGAUAUAUAAUUACAAAAUAAAAUAAAAUAUAAUCACAAUCUUCAACUUACAGUAUGGUAGAUCUUGUACCGGUACACAGUUAAUAAAGUUAGAAUAAUGUGCCAAUGAAUAAUGAUGAAUGCGAAAUAAACACAUAAUAUGAGUAUGAGCACACAAAUACACAAAGAAUAAUACGCAUCUCGUAAAGUUAAUAAUUCCUAUCUGAAUCUCCGUCCUUCUUCAUCUUUCAAUUCCCCGGCCUUAUAUAUGGGUAUCGCCUGUUUCUAAGAAGAUUCGGAAGCAGAAUACAUAUUGUAUUCGUGACUCGAAUCUUCUCCAAAUUUCCAGAAUAUACUACUAUUUCGUAUCACAUUCGAGUCCAGAGAAACAGGCAAUAGGUUGUUUGUGGUAAACAAAGAUCAAAAGAAUAUUAGGACAUGCCCACAUGAACGCGUCUGCUAGAUUGAUACAAAUUUACAGCGCUAGAUUGAUACAAAAUUUACAGCACGGGUAAAAAUAGACGUUCUACAUAAUGGUGACAUAAUUAUUUAGUUCAACUGAACAGUGUCAAAAAAAAGAUAAUUAAGGAGUAAAUUUUUGUUUGUGUUAAUACAUUCUCAAAUGUUCCCCACAGCAACAUUAGAUUUUGAAAUUCUAUAUAUAAGAUCUAGUAAGCAGCAUUGGAAAUCUAUUUUUAGACAUCAAAAAGUAGCUGUAAGAUUUUAAUAACCCAGUUUGGUUCCGUAAGUCCCCCACUUAAUAGCUUGCUUUAAUUAUUAGACCAUAUGUUAACAGGAAAUAAAUCCAGUCUCCUACCUAGGCUUAAUAGAUGAUAAUGUUUAUACAAAAAACAACUUUUUCUAAAAAUAAACCUCAAGUAACUUGGUAGAUUUUGUAAAUGAUGUCAUCAUUUGUAAAUUAAAUGUUAUUUAUGCUGAACUGACUUCAAGUGUGAACCAGUUUAUUUUUCAACAGUAACUGUAUUUUUACCAUUGACAGUUUGCGAUAAUGUGACCUGCACGUACACCCUCAUAUUAAUUGAUAUCUCUAGACAAUAAACACCUGCAAAACCAAGUGACGGCAGAUUGCAAUAUAAAAGUCAGUUAUCUACUUUUGUCAUCAGCUUAACCCAUUGCAGCUGGACACACACUACGAGUCGUCAUUGUAGAAAUUAUACUGUAUGCUUAUUUAUAUGGUAUUAUGAUAGUGCAUUUUCCUGUUUUGAAAAUGUAUAUUACUAUUCUGAGGCGGUAUUGUACUUUUUUGGGCGUUCCAGGGUCACCAGGUCUGCAAAAGACAAUACAUACACCAAAAAUGAUUUAAAUAAAAAAAUUGUUGCUUAAAAAAAUCUUUUUCAUGAACAGUUAAAAGAAGACAUACCAGAUAAUAUGAUGAAAGAAAUGACAAAGUUUGAGGAAAAUAUUAACAAAUCACUGAAGAGAAAAUCAAAUAUCACUACUGGUGAGUGUGUUCUUAUAUGCAUUGUCUUUAUCUCUAUUGUUAUCUUAUUCAUGAUCUUGCAUUAACUAUAAAUCAUAAGAAAGUAAACAUUUGAAAUAGGUCAUUAGAUAUUAAGAUGAAACAUGAUUAUUUUAUUUUAUUUUUUAAAUGUAUUCCCCAUUAAAGAUGAUGAAGUUGUGACUGACAUAGACUCAGCAGUGAAGGCUAUUGAUGAAGAAACAAUAAUAAAAGUAGCCGGGGAGGACUGGAAGAAAGGAGAGUGGGAAGGACUUGAAGAUGAAAAUAAUCAAGAUUAUCUGGUCAGAGACUCAAAUGAUAAUGAAGAGACUGCUAAAGGUUUGCAAUUUUUUAAAAGAAUCCUGUGCAUAAAAUUUACAUUAGAUCAACAUAGAUAAUUGUAUGAUUAACAUAAGGCAUAAACAACCAUUCGCUUAGUAUAUUUGCAAAUACAAGUCUUAUAGAACAAAUGUUGCUUCUACCACUGAUUUGCAUAUAAUGAAACAUGUUAAACAUGAAAAAAAAAUUGUAAUGAAAUAUAUUAAUUCUAUAAAAAAGCAAGCUUUGGAGACUGCCGGUGCCAGUACAUCAAGUCAUACCAUCUAUAAAAUUCAAACCCUGAUUUAUGAUAAUUUGAAAAUAAUUUUUUGUUAAAAGCAAAGAUUUUCAGACUUGCUUGCUACUAUUAAAGUCUAUCCUUGAAACGGUGGAUAAUUGCUUCAUCAUUUCCAGUGCACCUUACAAAAUUAUUAUUUGAAUGUGAAAGCUUGUGUGACGCUGACCAUAAUAAUAAUAGGGCUUUCAGUUCAGACUACAUUUGCUAAACAAGUUAUAUUUAAAAAGAUGUUAAAAUUACAAUUGCACAUUUUUUUAUCAUGAUUUAUUAUUAAAUGUCAACUUUUUUUAAAAAAACUGUUGACGCUAUCACUACUUACUUAAUGAAUUAGUAGCUCAAUAGUAAAUAUUCAUUGCCUUGUGUUUAUUAUCUACAGAUGAUGUUGAACCAGAGAAAGAACAAGAAAAGACAGAUGAAAUAUCACAGGGUGAUAAGGAUGAAACUGAUGAUUCUAUAAAAAGUGCUGGAGCUAAAUGUGAAGAUGGAGAACUUGACCUGACAGGCAUUGAUGAUGAUGAGAUAGAUCAGGUGAUAUACAUAAUUAUUUACACGACAGUUUAAGAACAGAGUUUGUUUAUAAAAGGUGAAAAGGCUUUUUUCUGCAGAUAUGGGACCAAAUACCUUUUUACUGUCUCACUGCAUUGGUUCCCUUUUUAUAAAUGAAAUAGUAAAUCAGUAUUUGUUUUUCAAUAGACGCAUGUUUGGAUGGAAUUAAAAACCUGUAACUACCAUUUGCACUUUUAUUUUAUAAGUACCAAAAAUUUGUCUUUCCUGUCAAUAUACAGUGGGUCCUCAGAAUCCUAACACCCUAGAACUUGAACAACUUGCAAUCGGAAUGAAAAUUUCUAGCAAAAUUUUGUUCCUAUUUAUCACAAAUAACUGGGGUAGGGUUUAACUCCAUUGCUUCUGCAGGUAAUUUAUAGGGUGGACACGCAUUGUUAUGAUUUUAUUUUAUUAUGUGUUCUUUUGAUAAUGGUAUCAGUGAGCAAUGGUGUGGGGUUUUUUUUUUGGAACUUCCCCACAUGAGGCACCACAUUUAUUAAAUGAUGAAUGAGCUCCGGUGCAAUUGGAAGUGGGUAAUGUUUUGGGGUUUUAAGCGUUUGAGAUUAAUGGAUGUUAACAGUUGGAAAAGAAACAUUGCUGGAAUAUAUUAGAUGUAUCAAUACAUCCUUUUAUUUAUAACUGUUACUGGGGAAUUUCUCGGUCAUUCAUUGAGGUUUUGUGUUGUAUUCCUCAACGUCUGGAUAACUGAACUAUCACAGAGAGGCUCGGCCCCCCGUAUUAAUUAACACCAAUACUACUUGGUACGCAACUAUAAGUAUGGGCCAUACCUCACACCACUAUCUCAUCUGUGACACUAUUCCGAACACUGCUGUGGUAUGCAAAUGCCCAGCAUGUUCUUUUUGUUGUUUUUUUCCGUGUGUGUGCAUUGUCCCAGCGCCAUGGCCACCCAUAUGCUUUGUCAUUCAAGUCAUUGUCAGAAGCUGUAGUGAAAGCAUUUCAUGUUAUUUUUCUGCAAGGUCCUCUACAAUGAUUUAGUGAAAGGCCUGAAACUAGUGCUCAAAAUGAGGAGUUAAAAGCCAUUAGGGAGUGGUUCAAGAACUUUCAGAAAAGGACUGUGGUUCAUUGAGUUUGUUGGAUUCAGGAACAAAUGACUCCAGUUUCUUUUAUUUUAAAGGGACAAAAUUGUCUUGGUCCUAGUAGGAUUUGGAACUCGAACAAGUUUAUAAAACAGAUUAAAUUCAGAUUCCGAGACCCCACUGUAUAUGUAUAUAUCUGAUUUUUUAAUGUUCUGAUUGAUGUCUUAAUUCAGCUUAUAGUGUCAGAAGAAGAGGCCAUGCAUAAAGCAAAAUGGUUUGAUUUGGAGUUUGGUGAGCAUAUGGAAAUUGUAAGAGGUAAAGAAUUCGAUAUUUAAUACAUCAAAUGUAAUAAUUGAUAAACUAUACUUAACAUCCAGUUCUGACAGAUAAAAAUCAGUGAAAAGAUUAUUUUAGUAUAAUAUAUAUUCAGUAAUAAAAAAUAUUUAAAAAUUAUAUUCCAUUGAUGCUAAUGUCAUGAAACAAACAUAUUUUUAUUCAAUAGAGCGAGAAGAAAAGAGAAGACUUAAAGAAGAAGCAGCUGCAAAGAGAAAGGAGAAGAAUGUAAGUAAACUGUUUAAAUCUGUUUAAAGUUUCAUUCAUGAUAAAAUAUACAAUAGGAAUUAAAGUGCUCCUGGGUGAAAAAUAGUAGUGCUGUUCUUUAUUAUAUAUUUCUGUUGUUUUUUUUGUCACAGCCCAAGACCAAAAAGAAAAAGAAAAAAGGAGGCUAUGAUCUGGAAACAGAGCUGGCAGAGUGCAUGGAAAUACUGAAAAAAGACAUGAGGGAGAAAAAGUUUUCUGAUAAGAUCAAUUAUAAUGUUCUCAAUACAUUAGAUGCUACAGCUCCAGGUGAACAGUUGAACAAAGUCCCUAUUGAACUCCCAGAUGAUUCAUUCAAUGACAGUAAUGAAAGAAAGCCACAGAUGAUAAAUAGGUAAUAAAUCAUGAAUUUGAUGAAUGUCAAUUGUUCAUCCGAACCUCUUAAACAAAAUAAAAUUGUUAAGUUUCCAUUGUAACUUUUCAAAUUAAACUUAAUAAGAUUAACUUUUUCUUGCAGAUUUAGAAAAUCAUCAAUAUCAGAGCCCAAUAAAAAUAAGGUACAAUAUAAUCAACUUAGCUAUUCAUCAUUAUAUUUUUUUUUUAUCAUUUAGUUAAUGCCUUCUGCAUUUAAAAGAAAAGAAAUAUGUAAUUUAAACAUAGUUGGUGAUAUACCAACUGAAAUCUGCUUAUAAUAAAUUAUAGGUCAAAUAUAAAAGUUUUUCUUAUACUUGUAAAUAUUUAAUAUCUUUUCAUAUCUUUCUGUAAACAUUUGUUCCCGUAAUAAAAGAAUUUAAAAAUAUCCAGAGAAUUUUGGAAUACAAAUAAGAUAAAAAGAUAAUGUAAGUGAUUUAAUCUCAAAUUAUUUAUUUUUUCUUUAUCAGAAAAUCCCCGCAAAAAGGGUGAGGAUACAGGAACCAGAGGAAGAUGUUAAGAAGUCUAAACUGGCAAGUCAAGAAGAAAUCAAACCAGCAAUCCUUGUUGAAGAAAGCAGUGAACCUUUACCUUAUGUAGAAGAAGGUAUCAUGUUUUUUACUGCCAUAAUAUUUGUAUUUCAAACUGAACAUAAAGAAUCUAACGUUGCAAUGGCUAUUGUACAUUUGUUGGUCAUAGUGAUAAGAGAUAUUGGAAAUUAAUACCUAAACUAUUUUGUAAUUUGAUCAAAGGUACUUACAACCAUUUUAAAAAAAAUAAAUGUCCAAUUCCAUUCUUACAGCUAUUACCGGUACAGAGGAUUUGGACGAUGAGGAAGAUGAUGAAGAGGAUGAAGAUGAGGAAGCGAGAAACAAGAUUUUAAGUGCAAGGCAGCUGCUGAGUCAGGAAGGUAAUCGGGUUGACAAUACUUGAACACCAUUAACUUUCUUUCAAUGGGCUCGGGCUGAUUAAAAAAGUAUUAUUUUGAGAUAUUGUUGACAUCGCUUUCCAUACACAUAAGCUUACUUGUCACUUUUAUCAAGUCACAAUGGUUGAACAUUUUAAAACGUGGUUUCUAUAAUCUCAUAACUUCUCAAGCUUCUUUUACUAUGCUGUUUACAGUUUUCUGAUCCUUAUGUCUCGUGCCCUUAAUUAUUUAUUCUUAAAAAUUAUAAAGCAGAAGGCUCCAAGAACUUAAAAUUGUGGAUUCAAACUGAUUUACGGUAUAAGAAAUCUCAACUUAUAAAAAUAUAAGAAACUGGACUUAAAACUGAAUAGAACUGAACACCGAGAUGAAUCAUAUGAACUAUCUAGUUGAACCAUUUGAACUGUGUGAACAGCAGAAAAUGGAUUAACGCUUUCUCUCCGGAAUUAUUUUCCGCGUUCUGACAGAAUUAUCUAUUUUGCGUUUUUGUUACGCACUACUAUGUUGUCUCUAAACCUUCAUAAAUUUUUUGUUUUUUCAUCAGAAAGUGCUAAGUUUGGUAUGGAAUUAAAGGAGAAUGUAUGCCCUUUACAAGCAAACCAGACUUGGGUUUAAAUUUUAAUAUAUAAAUGUGAUUAUCAUUUUAGGAAAAUAAAAAUAAAAAACUUACCAACUGUUCACAAAACUCUCAUUCCAAGUCACACAAGGAGAAAUAUAUAAUCCAAAGUGUCACAAAAAUGUUUUUUUUUCUUAACUAUAUGUCCAUAUGUGCAUCACAAAAAAUAAAGAUCAACUUAAAAAAUGAAUAAAAUUAAACCUCAGAGCACAUUAUCCAUUGUCACCGUCACAAAAAAAAUUUGAGAAAAAAAUUUAACUAUUUCCACUGGAAACAAUUUGUUGCUAUUAUAAAAUAUUUGCACUGUAUUCUUGUAUGUACUAACAUUUAGAAUGGUAAAUGGUACAUUUACCAUACCAUUUGUCAUAUCUUUUCAUCUGUAUUUAGCUAUGGUAAGCCUAAAAACAAUUCAUAUUGAUGUGCACUUUAGCUGGGGGAGGGGCUGGUUGUUCAUCAGCUGAUGAAUUACCAAUUUCAUUAUUUUUUCACUACUACUACUAGGAUUAUAAUCGUACUAUUCAAAGGAAUCAGCUUCUGCAUUUGAAAUAAUAAAAUCACUCUCUGAAUCAUCAUCAGAGUAAUAUUUUCAAUCUUUAUUAGAUCGAUCCCCAGAUGGGUCAGUUCAAGAUUUCAUGUUUGUAAACAAAAAUAAAAUGGACAAUCAAAGCAACCGCUUCAAACACUUCGUUCUCUGCAAAACCUCUUUCAAACACAGAAAAACCGGAUGUUGAUACAAAGGGAAAUCAUUCUGGAAUUGAUUUUAAAUAACUAAAAACCAAUAGCUAACUAAAGAGCCAAAAUAAACAGGUUUUUAUACAUCGACAAUGCCAUCCUCUAUACGCCAAAAUCUUCAUUUCAAAUCGACGAUAGGAGCGUUGUUCUGGAGAGAAAGAGUUAACAAAUAAACGGCCAUUUCAAAAUGGUUUUUUUUUCUCUUUAUUUCAGGAUCCCACUAUGAAGAGGAUGACUAUUUCUUUUAUGACGUCCACUAAGCAGAUGACCUCAGCAACACCACACCAGUUAAUAAUAUCCAGCCAUCAGAGCUGUCAUGGUUGACAUUGCUGUGUUGUAAUCUCGCCGCCAUGGCUAUCAAAUGUUACAUAUAUAGACUUGUACAUAAACAUGACCAGGACAAUGAAAUGAAAUUGUGUAAUUUUAUUUUAAAUAUUAUUUUGUUGUAUCAUGUAAAAAACAAGUUUAUGUCUAUCCAUGUUUUAAAUGUUCUAGGAAUGUUGAUUUAAGUGUUCAAAAGUUGCCACAAGUGUAUCCUGAAUGCAUGGCAGGUACGUUUGCUAGAAAGAUGAAUAUUGUACACAUGUCAGUGGAUGGAGGCGUAACUGCAACUGGGUAUGCACAAACAAUGCAGACUAUUUAACUUUGUAGCAUAUGUGUACAUAUGUAUAGUGAGUCACUAGUAAAGGUUUAUUUAUGAAGGCCAGUUACUCCUGAUAAUUGUCUGGAUACCUUAAAUGUUUUUUUACCUAAUUUUUGCAGCACAAUAACAUGGAAGAAUACCAUCGUUAGUUAAAAUACUGUUUGGGUUCAGUCAUAAGAUGUUUAGUAUUCUUUUACUCAAAAACAUGUGUUCCAUUGUUGC